This is a messenger RNA of Sphaeroforma arctica JP610, 823 nucleotides long. RefSeq lists its product as hypothetical. The transcript has a single exon. Lineage: Eukaryota; Ichthyosporea; Ichthyophonida. Bases 5 to 616 code for a protein of 203 amino acids. The record is from RefSeq and is a predicted model, not a curated record.
CAGGAUGGGUGACAAAUGCACAAUUAGUGUGGAUGAUCUAGAUGAUUUAGUCGCCCGAACAGAGGGUUUCACAGGCGCGGAUUUGGCAAACGUGUGCAAACAAGCAGCACUUGUUGGGUUGAAGCGUGCCUGGUCUACGUGGACCCCGGACUUUGGUGAAACUGAGGAUGAUAUGGAGUACAAUGAACACACGCCAUCUGAGACAACACAGGACGCAGCGCGAGGUAACAGAGAAAAUAAUUUAGAGGGUAAUAGAGAAGGCGAAGUGGUCAUGGAUGAAAGCAAGGGUGAUAUGAUUGGGGCCAAGUCUGAACUGGCAAAUACUAGGAGUGGUAUGAGCCUUGGAGAUGAUGUAGCCAUUCGCGAACAAGAUUCCGUUGCAGGUACUUCAGGAAGUAAGGUGGGCAAGAGAUUGCCGGUAGCGGACUAUACCUCCGCGCACAAUGAUCAUAGCCAGAAGAGUGGGGCGAACUUGUUCUAUGGUUCAAAACUGCCAGACUUGCGCGUGACUAAGGAAGAUAUACUGUGUGCACUGGAGCAAUGUUCGCCGUCCGUAUCUGCAGAUAUGUUGCAGAUGCAUGUUGAUUGGCAAGCUAAGCAUCAAAGGGCGUCGUAGCAUGAACGACUCAGUAUAGCUAUUACAAUCGGCACAUAAGUGCACUUAUAAACACAGUGUAUCAUAUCUGCUGAACUCAAAAGAACCCGAAACAGCAUUUGCGUGACAAAGGUAGAUAAAGAGUGUGUACUUGUAGCCCAGACUGCAAUCAUAAUUUACUUAUCUGUAUGGCAGAAACGGCAAAAUACAACAGAAAUAAAUAUCAGG